Closterium sp. Naga37s-1 is the source of this 4296-nucleotide messenger RNA. NCBI's taxonomy places the organism in Eukaryota, Viridiplantae, Streptophyta, Zygnematophyceae, Desmidiales, Closteriaceae. The record is from the annotation of a GenBank genome assembly.
AUGGUUUUGGGCCGGCCGAGCGGUACGAUGAGAAGUGUGUGCGGUGGACAGCAGUGCAGAGAGGUGAUAGAGGAGAGCGUUGAGCGACAAGAGCUAGAGGAGAGCGUUGAGCGGCAAGAGCUAGAGGAGAGCGUUGAGCGGCAAGAGCUAGAGGAGAGCGUUGAGCGGCAAGAGCUAGAGGAGAGCGUUGAGCGGCAAGAGCUAGAGGAGAGCGUUGAGCGGCAAGAGCUAGAGGAGAGCGUUGAGCGGCAAGAGAUAGAGGAGAGCGUUGAGCGGCAAGAGCUAGAGGAGAGCGUUGAGCGGCAAGAGCUAGAGGAGAGCGUUGAGCGGCAAGAGCUAGAGGAGAGCGUUGAGCGGCAAGAGCUAGAGGAGAGCGUUGAGCGGCAAGAGCUAGAGGAGAGCGUUGAGCGGCAAGAGCUAGAGGAGAGCGUUGAGCGGCAAGAGCUAGAGGAGAGCGUUGAGCGGCAAGAGCUAGAGGAGAGCGUUGAGCGGCAAGGGCUAGAGGAGAGCGUUGAGCGGCAAGAGCUAGAGGAGAGCGUUGAGCGGCAAGAGCUAGAGGAGAGCGUUGAGCGGCAAGAGCUAGAGGAGAGCGUUGAGCGGCAAGAGCUAGAGGAGAGCGUUGAGCGGCAAGAGCUAGAGGAGAGCGUUGAGCGGCAAGAGCUAGAGGAGAGCGUUGAGCGGCAAGAGCUAGAGGAGAGCGUUGAGCGGCAAGAGCUAGAGGAGAGCGUUGAGCGGCAAGAGAUAGAGGAGAGCGUUGAGCGGCAAGAGCUAGAGGAGAGCGUUGAGCGGCAAGAGAUAGAGGAGAGCGUUGAGCGGCAAGAGCUAGAGGAGAGCGUUGAGCGGCAAGAGCUAGAGGAGAGCGUUGAGCGGCAAGAGCUAGAGGAGAGCGUUGAGCGGCAAGAGAUAGAGGAGAGCGUUGAGCGGCAAGAGCUAGAGGAGAGCGUUGAGCGGCAAGAGCUAGAGGAGAGCGUUGAGCGGCAAGAGAUAGAGGAGAGCGUUGAGCGGCAAGAGCUAGAGGAGAGCGUUGAGCGGCAAGAGAUAGAGGAGAGCGUUGAGCGGCAAGAGAUAGAGGAGAGCGUUGAGCGGCAAGAGCUAGAGGAGAGCGUUGAGCGGCAAGAGCUAGAGGAGAGCGUUGAGCGGCAAGAGAUAGAGGAGAGCGUUGAGCGGCAAGAGAUAGAGGAGAGCGUUGAGCGGCAAGAGCUAGAGGAGAGCGUUGAGCGGCAAGAGCUAGAGGAGAGCGUUGAGCGGCAAGAGAUAGAGGAGAGCGUUGAGCGGCAAGAGAUAGAGGAGAGCGUUGAGCGGCAAGAGAUAGAGGAGAGCGUUGAGCGGCAAGAGAUAGAGGAGAGCGUUGAGCGGCAAGAGAUAGAGGAGAGCGUUGAGCGGCAAGAGCUAGAGGAGAGCGUUGAGCGGCAAGAGCUAGAGGAGAGCGUUGAGCGGCAAGAGCUAGAGGAGAGCGUUGAGCGGCAAGAGCUAGAGGAGAGCGUUGAGCGGCAAGAGAUAGAGGAGAGCGUUGAGCGGCAAGAGCUAGAGGAGAGCGUUGAGCGGCAAGAGCUAGAGGAGAGCGUUGAGCGGCAAGAGCUAGAGGAGAGCGUUGAGCGGCAAGAGAUAGAGGAGAGCGUUGAGCGGCAAGAGCUAGAGGAGAGCGUUGAGCGGCAAGAGAUAGAGGAGAGCGUUGAGCGGCAAGAGCUAGAGGAGAGCGUUGAGCGGCAAGAGCUAGAGGAGAGCGUUGAGCGGCAAGAGAUAGAGGAGAGCGUUGAGCGGCAAGAGCUAGAGGAGAGCGUUGAGCGGCAAGAGCUAGAGGAGAGCGUUGAGCGGCAAGAGCUAGAGGAGAGCGUUGAGCGGCAAGAGCUAGAGGAGAGCGUUGAGCGGCAAGAGCUAGAGGAGAGCGUUGAGCGGCAAGAGCUAGAGGAGAGCGUUGAGCGGCAAGAGCUAGAGGAGAGCGUUGAGCGGCAAGAGCUAGAGGAGAGCGUUGAGCGGCAAGAGCUAGAGGAGAGCGUUGAGCGGCAAGAGCUAGAGGAGAGCGUUGAGCGGCAAGAGCUAGAGGAGAGCGUUGAGCGGCAAGAGCUAGAGGAGAGCGUUGAGCGGCAAGAGCUAGAGGAGAGCGUUGAGCGGCAAGAGCUAGAGGAGAGCGUUGAGCGGCAAGAGCUAGAGGAGAGCGUUGAGCGGCAAGAGCUAGAGGAGAGCGUUGAGCGGCAAGAGCUAGAGGAGAGCGUUGAGCGGCAAGAGCUAGAGGAGAGCGUUGAGCGGCAAGAGCUAGAGGAGAGCGUUGAGCGGCAAGAGCUAGAGGAGAGCGUUGAGCGGCAAGAGCUAGAGGAGAGCGUUGAGCGGCAAGAGAUAGAGGAGAGCGUUGAGCGGCAAGAGCUAGAGGAGAGCGUUGAGCGGCAAGAGCUAGAGGAGAGCGUUGAGCGGCAAGAGCUAGAGGAGAGCGUUGAGCGGCAAGAGCUAGAGGAGAGCGUUGAGCGGCAAGAGCUAGAGGAGAGCGUUGAGCGGCAAGAGCUAGAGGAGAGCGUUGAGCGGCAAGAGCUAGAGGAGAGCGUUGAGCGGCAAGAGCUAGAGGAGAGCGUUGAGCGGCAAGAGCUAGAGGAGAGCGUUGAGCGGCAAGAGCUAGAGGAGAGCGUUGAGCGGCAAGAGCUAGAGGAGAGCGUUGAGCGGCAAGAGCUAGAGGAGAGCGUUGAGCGGCAAGAGCUAGAGGAGAGCGUUGAGCGGCAAGAGCUAGAGGAGAGCGUUGAGCGGCAAGAGCUAGAGGAGAGCGUUGAGCGGCAAGAGCUAGAGGAGAGCGUUGAGCGGCAAGAGCUAGAGGAGAGCGUUGAGCGGCAAGAGCUAGAGGAGAGCGUUGAGCGGCAAGAGCUAGAGGAGAGCGUUGAGCGGCAAGAGCUAGAGGAGAGCGUUGAGCGGCAAGAGCUAGAGGAGAGCGUUGAGCGGCAAGAGCUAGAGGAGAGCGUUGAGCGGCAAGGGCUAGAGGAGAGCGUUGAGCGGCAAGGGCUAGAGGAGAGCGUUGAGCGGCAAGGGCUAGAGGAGAGCGUUGAGCGGCAAGGGAUAGAGGAGAGCGUUGAGCGGCAAGGGCUAGAGGAGAGCGUUGAGCGGCAAGGGAUAGAGGAGAGCGUUGAGCGGCAAGAGAUAGAGGAGAGCGUUGAGCGGCAAGAGAUAGAGGAGAGCGUUGAGCGGCAAGAGCUAGAGGAGAGCGUUGAGCGGCAAGCGAUAGAGGAGAGCGUUGAGCGGCAAGAGCUAGAGGAGAGCGUUGAGCGGCAAGAGCUAGAGGAGAGCGUUGAGCGGCAAGAGCUAGAGGAGAGCGUUGAGCGGCAAGAGCUAGAGGAGAGCGUUGAGCGGCAAGAGCUAGAGGAGAGCGUUGAGCGGCAAGAGCUAGAGGAGAGCGUUGAGCGGCAAGCGAUAGAGGAGAGCGUUGAGCGGCAAGAGCUAGAGGAGAGCGUUGAGCGGCAAGAGCUAGAGGAGAGCGUUGAGCGGCAAGAGCUAGAGGAGAGCGUUGAGCGGCAAGCGAUAGAGGAGAGCGUUGAGCGGCAAGAGCUAGAGGAGAGCGUUGAGCGGCAAGAGCUAGAGGAGAGCGUUGAGCGGCAAGAGCUAGAGGAGAGCGUUGAGCGGCAAGAGCUAGAGGAGAGCGUUGAGCGGCAAGAGCUAGAGGAGAGCGUUGAGCGGCAAGAGCUAGAGGAGAGCGUUGAGCGGCAAGAGCUAGAGGAGAGCGUUGAGCGGCAAGAGCUAGAGGAGAGCGUUGAGCGGCAAGAGCUAGAGGAGAGCGUUGAGCGGCAAGAGCUAGAGGAGAGCGUUGAGCGGCAAGAGCUAGAGGAGAGCGUUGAGCGGCAAGAGAUAGAGGAGAGCGUUGAGCGGCAAGAGAUAGAGGAGAGCGUUGAGCGGCAAGAGAUAGAGGAGAGCGUUGAGCGGCAAGAGAUAGAGGAGAGCGUUGAGCGGCAAGCGAUAGAGGAGAGCGUUGAGCGGCAAGCGAUAGAGGAGAGCGUUGAGCGGCAAGCGAUAGAGGAGAGCGUUGAGCGGCAAGAGAUAGAGGAGAGCGUUGAGCGGCAAGCGAUAGAGGAGAGCGUUGAGCGGCAAGCGAUAGAGGAGAGCGUUGAGCGGCAAGCGAUAGAGGAGAGCGUUGAGCGGCAAGCGAUAGAGGAGAGCGUUGAGCGACAAGCGAUAGAGGAGAGCGUUGAGCGGCAAGGGAUAGAGGAGAGCGUUGAGCGACAAGAGAUAGAGGAGAGCGUUGAGCGACAAGGGAUAGAGGAGAGCGUUGAGCGACAAGAGAUAGAGGAGAGCGUUGAGCGACAAGGGAUAGAGGAGAGGCGUUGA